AUGGGAAAACAUCUCAAACCCGGCUUCAAGUCUGACGAGCAGCGACGGCUCGUCCUUGGGGGUGCUGGUGGUAUCGGAAAGACGCAGCUUGCCAUUGCUUACGCGAAGAUGCACCAUACCCACUACGACUCUGUCUUCUGGCUCGAUGCACGUUCCGAGGCCUCGGUAAACGCAAGUCUGCGGUCAAUCGCAGAAUUGGCCUUUGAGCUACAUGCGCCCGACAAGCUCAAGCACGAAGAAGCUUUGAUCCGCACACGGCAGUGGUUGUCUGACUCGAAGAAUACACAGUGGCUUCUGAUUUUCGACAAUUAUGAUGAUCCAGAGCAAUUCGUGGUUGAGACGUACUUUCCGCAUGCUUCUCACGGGGCCAUUAUUAUCACCACCAGGCGGCCCGACCUUACUGGUGGCACCUACCUCCGGGUGCAGCCCCUGAAAAGUAUCAAGGAGGGCCUUUUCAUCCUACAAUCUCGAUCUAACCGUCAAGGGGUUACAGAUGAUCCCCAUGCAAAGCGGUUAGCUGAGCGAUUCGCCGGCCAUCCGUUAGCCCUAGCAACGGCGGGUGCAUUUCUUCACUACAGCACCCUGACCUUUGAGCGGUACCUUCAGGAAUAUGAGCGCCGCUGGGCCAUAGAUCCUCGGCGACAAUAUAGGCUUAAAGAGUAUGGAGAUCGUACUCUCUAUACGACCUGGGAUCUAUCAUAUUCUCGGCUUGAAGAAGAAGACUCUGAUGCUGCGCGACUGCUAACACUGCUAGCCUACUUUGACAACCAGAGCCUGGAGUAUAAGCUAUUUCAUGCGGGGCUCACUGAUACCGCACCAGAGGGGCUUCACAGAGUGAUAUCUGAUGAUUUGAACUUCAACAACGCUAUGGCCACUCUGACCAGAUAUUGCUUCCUGGACAUCCACCAAACACUGGGAUAUUGGAGCAUGCAGAAUUGCGUCCACGACUGGACCUUGGCCGUACUCAACCAGGAUAUCCGUCCAGAGUACUACAGCUAUGCAACCAACUGUGUCGUUGUCACCAUCACCGGGAUCGAUGAACAUUCCCUACGAAAUGCCGCUUAUGCUCCUUUGGCUGGCCACGCUCAAUGGCUGGUCCAACAGAGAUUCCUCGAGAAUGCCAGCAUCCUCGCCCAUGCGCCUCACAGCUUCCACCAGAUAUCCUGUCUUUCCGGAUUACUCUACAAACAGGAUCGGUUCAUAGCUGCGGAGCGGGCUUACGUAUGGGCAUUGGCAAGGUACGGCCAGACGCUGCAGGUCCAUGGGGUGUCCCUGCUGCAGACAAUGCACAAUUUGGCCUCAGUCUAUCACAGCCAAGGCAAGCUACACGAGGCAGAGGAUCUAUAUGGAAAGGUGCUGCUCAUCAAGCUGGAUGUGCUAGGCGAGGACAAUGAAUCUACCCUCCACACUUUACACAACCUCGGCGCCUUGAACCACCAAAUGGGCAGGGCUCCCGUAGCAAUGGAAAUCCUACAGAGGGCUUUGACAGGCAGGGAGAAGGUCUUGGGCGAAAGCGCCAUCUCGACGCUGGACACCGUCAAUGCGAUCGGCGACGUGAACCAUGAUCUUGGACGCCUGAAGGAGGCAGAGUCAAUGUACCGACGGGCACUAGACGGGCAAAUCCAGGUCCUCGGCGCGAAGCACCCGUCUACCCUCAGCACACUAAGAGACCUAGCAGGUCUCUCUACCGACAUGGGCGCCUUUGACGAUUCAGAGAAACUGCAUAAAGUGGCCCUCAUCGCCUACUCUGAGGUGGUUGGAGAGGAGCAUCCGUCGAUUCUCAACGUUUUCAACAGUCUGGGAAACCUAUACAAAGCCCAGGGUAAAUUUGGUGAUGCGGAGAGGAUGUAUCACCUGGCACUCGCAGGACUCCGGGAAGCCCUGGGACCAAACCACAUAUCAUGUCUGCACAUCCUGGGCAAUCUCGGGAAUCUCUAUGGCCAGCUGGCCAAGUUUGAUGAUGCAGAGCGCAUGCACACCAAGGCACUCGUUGGGUUUCGACAAGCGGUUGGAGAACAUUCUCUAUCUACUAUAAAUACCUACUCAGCGCUUGGAGAGGUUUAUCUUGGUCAACGCAAUGCUGUAAAAGCGGAAGAAAUGUACCUACGGGCGCUAGAUGGCUACACAAGAACACGAGGCGCGGACAACCCAUCAACACUAUCUAUCGCCCUCAAGCUUGGUGCUAUAUAUGGUGAAUUAGAAAUGACCAGCCAGGCCGAGACGUUCUUACUGCAAGCAAGAGACGGCUUUGAAAGGACCUUGGGAGACGACCAUUUCCUGACAUUGAAUGCUGUCUUUAACCUCGGCCAUGUGUACACGGAGCAACACCGGUUGGACGAAGCUGAAACAAUGUACACACGGGCAUUUUACGGCUAUGAACGAAUGUUUGGGAAGAGUCAUACGUAUACGGCUGAUACUGCGACGUAUCUCCUUGAGCUAUAUACUCAGCAAGGCAGGCUCAAUGAUGCGAAGCGAAUCAGUCUGCGCCAGAGUCGGGGGAAGGAUGAUGCAGAGCGUUCCGGGGACUCAUCAGGCUCAAUCACAGAACCAGCAUUCGCACCACCUGGACUCAGAAUGCUUUGA
Molecule: messenger RNA, 2583 nt
Organism: Aspergillus melleus
Lineage: Eukaryota; Fungi; Ascomycota; Eurotiomycetes; Eurotiales; Aspergillaceae
Exons: 2
Coding region: 1-2583 (860 amino acids)
Molecular function (GO): ADP binding; protein binding
Source: RefSeq, a predicted model, not a curated record